This is a messenger RNA of Cooperia oncophora, 1485 nucleotides long. Lineage: Eukaryota; Metazoa; Nematoda; Chromadorea; Rhabditida; Trichostrongylidae. The record is from the annotation of a GenBank genome assembly.
AUGAGAAGCUUUGCUGAUCCGUAUGAGAUUCCAUUCUUUACCUGGUCCGAAAUGCCCGGUGGGACGGCCUUUCGUCCUUCUUUUGAGAGCUUCUGGAAUUUCUGGUCGUUUAUUAUCGUUCUGCAGGGAUUUCAAUCAAUCGGUGUCUUUCAGGUACUGAUACCGAUCUCACUCUAUGUCUCCAUAGAAUUCAUAAAGGUCGGUCAGGUAUGGCUGAUAUCUCAAGACAAGAACAUGUACUAUGAAAAGGUGGACAAGAGAUUGCAGUGUGUGAGGAUGGUUUUUCGUCGCUGCUCGUUGAGAGGACGAGAUUUUGGUGGGCAUUCUGUGGCCGCAGCCAUCGACCAGCCGGAUGAUCGUCUUGGUAGACCGCGUCCUUCUAAAGACCGUGGACUCGAGGCUCUUCUCAGUCGUGCAGUACGAGAAGCUGACAUUGACAGUCCGAUAUAUCUGUUCUUUCUCACGAUGGCCAUCUGCAACACUGUUGUGGUGAACGCAAAACCUCAUGAGGACCUUAUGGAUCCCGAUGGUGACAUGAUCGACAACAGCGUUGAAGAAUCGGAGGCUACUGAAAGACUAACGAUUUCACCGUUGAGCGUCAAGUUCCUUGAAGAGGUGGAGGAAGAAGUUCCCCUGGGUCAAAGCGUGAAGAGUCCUCGAGAAAGUAUUGAACUCAUAGAUCUGCACGAUGACAAGGAGGAUUCUACACCGGUGUCGACCAGUGCACAGAAAUCUAACGCUCUUCCUGGAAUCCUGCAUCGACCAUCACUGCUCAGUCUUGCCCGUCUCAAAGGAAUCAAAGAACUUAGCCCGUUUCGAAGGUUAGAGAAGAAGAAAGGAAUAUCCGUUACGCUCACGAUCCAGGGGUCCUUCGCUGUUCUCCUCUCUGUACCCAUUUCAUCCAACACAAAAGAUAUGGUUGAGAUGAGGCAAUAUCAGUGGACAAACGCCAAUCACAGUCUUCCUUCCGACACGACAGCUCCACUGCAUUCCUACUAUGACUCAGAGUCUCCAGAUGAGCUUGCACUCGUUGAAGCUGCCAGGGAAUACGGUGUGCGUCUGCUGAGACGAAGAUUCGAUGAACUGCUCCAUACGUUGCCGUUCGAUUCUGAUCGCAAGCGAAUGUCCGUGAUUGUGCAAGAGUGCACCGGAAAAAAGAGGGUCAUUCUUCUCACUAAAGGUGCCGACGCUAGUGUUCUUCCGAUUCUGGCUAACGAAUACCUCACAUCUGAGAUAGGGGAGGAGGAAGUGUUCAAGGCACAAGAGCAUCUGUCUGACUACGCGAGGGAAGGGCUGCGAACCCUAUGCUUAGCUAGGAAGUACUGGAGCGAAGAAGAUUACCAGACGUGGCGCUCACUACAUGAGGAAGCCGAGCUUGACCCCCACCAUCGUGAGAACCUUGUCCGAGACAGCAUACUGAAAGCGGAAAAGGAUGUCGAAUUACUAGGUAAGUUCUCGUCAGCUCAUGUUUCCAAUGUGAAAUUC